AUGUCGUCUUUCGACGAACUGAUGAGUCUACAGAACAUGGAGAUGGGUGUCAUCUCUCGCACAUUUAUUAACUUUAAGAAGCUGGGACAGACCAAGAUGACACGUGCCGUAACGCGACAACGCCUCGCAACCCUCAAGGAGACAUACGCCAGAUGCAAGGAGCUGGACUGCAGGAUAACGCUUGCUGCGGACGAGAAGAUAACGACAAUCCAUGCGUACUUCACCCAGAACCACUUCCUGAAGUGUGAAGAAUAUUACCAUGAAACUUCCGACUACAUGGCUGAGGUAUUGGAAUGUCACGAGGUCAGCAACUCCUCUCCCGCUGCACAUGACUGUAGCAAACGGCAUCACACAUUGCUGCAUUUCGAUCAUUCCGCUCAACCAGUCGACGCUAAGUCACCGUCGACGUCCACACCCACGAGUAGCGAGAGCGUCACCGCCGUAGCUACACAUUUAUUGUCGAAAACCGUAGCACCGAGCUCCAAAAUCUUACUCGCGACAGCGCGCGUGCGAGUUUAUUCGCCUCAUAAACGUUUCGUCACCGUUCGCGCGCUCCUUGAUCAGGGAUCCGUCUCUGCGAUCAUCUCUGAAUCGCUUGCUCAAUGCUUAUGCCUUACAAGAAUUAAUCGCUCCGUCUCACUUACCGGCAUUAGCGAAAUGCGAUCUAUCGUGCGUCACGCGGCCCAAAUUACGAUUACUCCGGCGUGUCGCGACGGACCUGCCUAUAUCACGACCGCAUUAAUACUUCGGUCAUUAACGAAAUAUUUACCGAAUCGAGUCGAUACCGCGCACAAUUGGAAACACGUCGCGGGACUCGAACUUGCCGAUCGUGACCCCAUGAGUUCGGAUCCAAUCGACAUCAUUAUCGGUGCCGAUCUGUUCGGCAUGCUAGUUCUCGAUGGUAUCCGAAAAGGCUCAGAACAUGAGCCUAUUGCGCAAAAUACCACUCUAGGCUGGAUUCUGUCCGGGCCAAUAGCCUCGUCACCGAAUACUGGCUCAGUUUCCGCUCUUGCGCAUCAUGGAGUCGUCAUCGAGACUCUCGAUUGCGAUCUUCGUCGCUUCUGGGAAAUUGAGGAAGUGCCUCAGAAAGCUGCUCGAAGCCCUGAGGAUCACCAGUGCGAAGAGCACUUCAAAGCCACGCAUUCUCGUACGCCGGAAGGACGCUUUCGCCGCUUGGAACAACGCUUAAAUCGAAACCCAAUUAUCGCUUCCGAGUACCGCGAAUUUCUCGCAGAGUACGAAACCCUCGGUCAUAUGACCAAAAGACCACCAACAGAAAUUAUCAAACCAGAGCAAGCCUAUUACAUUCCGCAUCACGCAGUAUUACGCGAUAGCAGUACGACCACCCGCUUACGAGUAGUCUUCAACGCGUCGUGCCGCACGUCAAACGGAACGUCAUUGAAUGACCAUAUGCUCAUAGGCCCUAAGCUUCAACGGGAUUUGGCCACGGUCGUAAUGCAGUGGCGCCAAUAUCGUUACGUGUUUACCGCCGAUAUCGCCAAAAUGUAUCGGCAAAUCUUAGUUAACCCCCAAGAUACCGACUACCAGCGCAUUGUUUGGCAACCUACUCCUGACGAACCAAUCUCAGAUUACCGCCUUCUCACCGUCACCUACGGUACUGCCGCCGCUCCAUAUUUAGCUCUUCGGGUUUUAGAUCAGCUCGUCGAAGAUGACGGUGCUGACUUUCCACUAGCUGUUCCCGUUUUACGUCAUCAGACGUAUGUUGAUGAUUGCGCUUUCGGCGCAGACGACCAGAUUCUCGCUCGUCAAACCCGCGAUCAAUUAGUCGAAUUGUUAAAGAAAGAAGGCUUUCGCCUUCGAAAAUGGGCAAGCAACGCCUCCGCUUUAUUGUCUGAUCUCGAUUCCGCGGAUCACGGAUUAGUUACUCACAAGGUUCUUCAAGACGACGACCACCUCAAAGUCUUAGGAAUCCUCUGGAAUCCGAAGCUAGACAUUUUUCAAUUCCGCGUUACCGUGCCGGCUUCACCCGGCCGAACCAAACGAGCCAUUCUUUCGACUAUUGCGAAGUUUUUCGAUCCUUUAGGAUGGGCGACUCCCGUCAUUAUUACCGCAAAAGUUUUUAUGCAGCGAUUGUGGUCACUUAAAUGCUAUUGGGAUGACGAAAUUCCCAGCCAACAUUUCGAUUACUGGUUAGACUAUCAUAACCGACUUCCGUGUCUCAACGACAUUAGCAUUCCUCGCUGGACGACUUACGGAUCUCACACGCUAAAGUGCGCCCUUCAUGGAUUUUCCGACGCUUCGACUGCAGCUUUCGCGGCUGCAGUGUAUCUUCGUACCGUCAAUGUCGACGGCUCAAUUACUGUCUCGCUUCUCGUCGCCAAAUCGAAAGUGGCCCCGCUUAAAACGAUAAGCGUCCCGCGCUUGGAAUUAUCCGCCGCUGUGCUUCUCGCGCAUUUAAUGCAUUUCGCACGCUCAGCGCUUCAACUCCCCAAGCUCGAGUGCCACUGCUGGACGGACUCUACCAUCACACUCGCAUGGCUGAGUCAAUCGCCUGCCCGAUGGAAAACCUUUGUCGCCAAUCGAGUUUCGGCUGUGCAAUCACUCCUCCCGGGAGUUUCUUGGCGUCAUGUUCCCACGCUCACCAAUCCCGCGGACUGCGCCUCGCGCGGCCUCGCUCCCAAUUGUCUCGAAACGCAUGCCUUAUGGUGGUCAGGCCCUCCAUGGCUACACCACCCUCCCGAAUCCUGGCCGAACUCGUGCCCGUUGUUACCCGCCGAGAUUCCUCUCGAACAACGCCCGGAGCCUCCGGGAUGUGCAUCGCAUACGACGCCCGAUUGGGAUCUCGCGUCGCGUUAUUCGUCGUGGCCAAAAUUACUCCGAAUUAUCGCUUACCUAUACCGGUGUCUAAAUCGAGUUCGACGCUCAAAAAACCCGCAAUCGGAUACCGCGAUUUUUAUCUCCGAAGAAAUUCAGAACGCCAAACGUUACUGA
Messenger RNA from Trachymyrmex cornetzi, 2952 nucleotides. RefSeq lists its product as uncharacterized. The transcript has 3 exons. The coding region runs from base 1 to 2952 and encodes 983 amino acids. The record is from RefSeq and is a predicted model, not a curated record. NCBI's taxonomy places the organism in Eukaryota, Metazoa, Arthropoda, Insecta, Hymenoptera, Formicidae.